UCUAAGUCCACUCGUACCUGUGCACUCUCGAAAUGAAGCCAGACGCGUAAGCAGACUUAAGACGCAGGACAGGAUCAAGGAUACAACAGAAGUCGUUUAUAUGGGAACUACAAAGCGUUUUAUGGAUUCCUACACUACUGAUCGGGCAUUGCUUGGACAAUGAUCUUACUUAGCUGAAAAAAAGUCGCGCUAUAUUUCGCACGCGUAAAACCGAGGAUAAUCAUGUGCAGAAAAACGCGACGCUGGAUAUUCCGUGUAUUUCUGUGUCUUGGAAUUAUUUACUUGAAAAUUGGUGGCUUCUCAUCUGUCGUGGCCCUGGGAGCAAGCAUAAUAUGUAACAAGAUUCCCGGUUUGGCGCCUCGACAGCGGAUCAUCUGCCAAAGUCGACCCGAUGCCAUUAUUAUCAUUGGAGAAGGAAUUCAGAUGGGAAUAAACGAAUGUCAGUACCAAUUCAGAAACGGACGCUGGAAUUGUUCUGCGCUGGGAGAGAGAACCGCCUUCGGGAAAGAAUUGAAAGUGGGAAGUAAAGAGGCUGCCUUCACCUAUGCCAUCAUAGCAGCAGGGGUGGCCCAUGCCAUCACAGCAGCCUGUACCCAGGGCAACCUGAGCGACUGCAGCUGCGAUAAGGAGAAGCAGGGAUUCUACGGCCGUGGCGAUGGGUGGAAGUGGGGCGGCUGCUCAGCAGAUGUCCGCUACGGCAUCGGCUUCUCCAAGGUGUUCAUCGAUGCCCGGGAGAUCAAGCAAAAUGCCCGCACGCUCAUGAAUUUGCACAACAACGAGGUGGGACGCAAGGUUCUUGAAAGAAACAUGCGUCUAGAAUGCAAGUGUCACGGGGUGUCUGGGUCAUGCACCACCAAAACCUGCUGGACUACACUGCCCAAGUUCCGUGAGCUGGGCUACACGCUAAAGGACAAGUACUCACAGGCCCUGCAUGUGGAGCCGGUCAAAGCCAGCCGCAACAAGCGGCCCACGUUCCUCAAGAUCAAAAAGCCCCAGUCCUAUCGCAAGCCCAUGGACAGCGACCUCGUGUACAUCGAGAAGUCGCCCAACUACUGUGAGCCGGACCCUCUGACGGGCAGUGUGGGAACGCAGGGCCGCAUCUGCAACAAGACGCUGCAGCACCACACGAGUGGGUGCGACCUGAUGUGCUGUGGCCGCGGCUACAACACGCACCAGUACUCACGCGUCUGGCAGUGCAACUGCAAGUUCCUCUGGUGCUGUUACGUCAAGUGCAACACCUGCAGCGAGAGGACAGAGGUGUACACGUGCAAAUGAACAAGGCGUCUUUCUUCUCUCAGAUCCCCCCUCUUACCGCGUGCAUGGUAAGCAUUUUAUCUUGCCUGUGGGCAGGUUUUUGUUUUGAAGGGAGGCAUACAUUUCUGGAUGGAAGACGUUUGGCGAUUCUUUUAAAAUUCCAAUUGCACACGUCUGGAACGUCUGGAAAUAGAUAUUUGUCGACCCCACACAAUUUUUUUGUUUGUUUUCAAAAAACAGUACAUUGAGAGAUGGGUUACAUUGGAGGAAGUCUGGAUCUGAAAGCUGGAACAUACAGCCCUCAGGCUACACCCCUGUGCAUGUUAAACCCCAUGGAAAUGGCACAGCCAUGGGGUCCACAUGUUGUCAGUUUGGUUGUAGCUCCUGGUGAAUUGCAUUGGGGCUGUCUCAAUGGGCACUGACUGCUGGACAGAUGGACAGACUACCAUUGAUAUAUGCAUGUACAGUUGUCUAUAGUCGUAAUGUUUAUAAGUACUUUGAUGGGAGAAUCACUCAGUGGAAACAGUUGCAAUGGAAUAUAGCAGUGAUGGGACUAUUUAACUCUUGAUGUAGACACUCAAAUGAUAAUUAAUUUAUUUAACAAGGAAACUACUGAUUUCUUUUUCUAUGAAAUGAGCUAUGUUUGAAUAGACAUACAUUAUUGCAUACAGUCAUAGAGAAACACUGGAACUGAUAAUAUGCUACUGAACCAUACUGGCCUGUUUGGCCAGUUGACUCCAUCAAGGACUUUCGCUCAUAGAUUUUCUCCUUCUGUUGCUGCUAGUAUGGGAGUCUUGCAUAUGCUAUAAUUUAGAACCACUGGUUACUGGUUGUCAAUAUGACGACUUGAUUUAUCAAACUGGGCGUAGUGGACAAACUCAGACACAUUGUUUUUCAUUUGAAAAUGUUAGUUGAGAGUAUAUUUUGUGAAAGAAUAUUUUUAUAUGAAUGUUUUAUUUAUACUUUACUACUUUGUGUCUCAUAACACUACUGUUACUGAGUUUUCUCUCUCUUUACUGUUGCAGCCAAAAUUAAGGGUGACAUUAAAUGCUGGUAUUGAUAAACCUA
Molecule: messenger RNA, 2322 nt
Organism: Alosa sapidissima (American shad)
Lineage: Eukaryota; Metazoa; Chordata; Actinopteri; Clupeiformes; Clupeidae
Gene: wnt7ab
Product: protein Wnt-7a
Exons: 4
Coding region: 223-1275 (350 amino acids)
Biological process (GO): canonical Wnt signaling pathway; cell fate commitment; multicellular organism development
Cellular component (GO): extracellular region
Molecular function (GO): frizzled binding; cytokine activity
Source: RefSeq, a predicted model, not a curated record